UCCAUUAUUAUUGUCAGAUUUUUUGUUUUAAUGUGUUAAUUAAACGGCAAACGUAUAUUGUUUGUUUUUUUUCAUCUAUUCGUAAUGAUUACCGACAACGACAUUAACAAUAUUAACAACAAUCAAACAACAACAACAAUAGUAACAUUGGCAAAAUGUUUAAAAGAUGGUACCAUUGAAGCUGGUAAAGAUUUGGCAUCAAUGUUUUAUUUGAUGCCAGUUCAUGAAACAAUCAAAGAUGAUAUUUAUGAUGUAACCAAUUAUGAGGUCAAACUAAUUCCAUUAAUCGCAUUUAUGGUGGCCAUUGAACAAAUCAUACGUAUUAUAAUGCGUAAAAAUAUGUCACGUUUUGAAGAUUGUAUUAUUAAUAUUGCUUCGUCACUUGUAUUUACAUUGACCAGAGUAAUGAUGUUUACCAUUGUAUUGCGAAUAUAUUCAUGGAUUUAUGCAAAUUAUGCACUAGUUAAUCUACCCUUGCAUAGUGCAACAACAUGGAUUAUAUCAUUAUUAUUAGUAGAAUUUGUUUAUUAUUGGACACAUCGUGCAUUACAUGAAUUGAAUUUUUUAUGGGCAGCACAUCAAUUUCAUCAUAUGGCUGAAGAUAUUAAUAUUUCAACAACAAUUCGUGAUUCAGUUGUUGAUUUAAUUAUCUAUGAUAUCUUUCCAAUACCAUUAUCAUUUAUUAUACAUCCACAAAUUUUAUUUGUUCAUCUACAAUUUUCAUUAAUUUAUCAAAUAUGGUUACAUAAUGAAGUUGUUGGUCAUUUAGGACCAUUAGAAUAUUUGAUUAAUACACCAAGACAACAUCGUGUACAUCAUGGAAAAAAUCCAUAUUGUAUUGAUAAAAAUUAUGGUGCUUUACUAAUGAUAUGGGAUCGUAUUUUCGGUACAUAUCAAGUUGAAUUGGAUAAUGAAAAAAUUGUCUACGGUACUGUUAGUCCAACACCAAAAACAUUCGAUAUGUUAACAUUAAUGUUUGGUUAUUAUAAAAAUGUAUGGGAAAGAUUUAGUAAUGGUAAAGGAUUUCAUGAAAAAAUGGCUGCAUUAUUUUAUGGUCCUGGUUGGUCACCAGGUAAACCACGUUUAGGUUUGAUUGAAGAAAUACCAAAUGUUGAUUAUCGUCAACCACGUUAUAUUUAUCAACCAUAUGUUGCUAUAUGGAAAAAAGCCUAUAUCCUUUUGCAUUCGUUAAUCAUUUUGAUUGGUUUCUAUAUGAUGGUUGAUCAUCCUUUGAUUAAAUUUGAUCCAUGGAAAAUAACAUCGUGUAUGAUUUAUUUGCUGUUGACAAUCACUUCAUUUGGUGCAUUAUUCGAUAACAGAUCUUAUCUGAUUAUAUUGGAAAUAUUUCGUUGUAUUAUUUAUUUUGUAUUUGAUUAUUUUAUUAUACAAUCAACAAAAUGGCCAAUUCAUCGUAAUACAUCAAUAUUGAUACAAAUAUUAUUAUGGAUAAUUCGUUUUGGUCAUUUAUUAUCGAUCAUAUUUUGGAUUUGUAUGUGGAUUAGAAAUAUUUUCACCAAUGAUAAUAAUAAUAACAUUGAUAAUAAACACCAACGAAAAGGAUUAUCAACAACCGAUUCAAAUGAAAAAAUUAUCUAUGAUUCAAAUGAAGGACAAAGUCAAACAUCACAAGAUUCGGAUGAAACAAUGAUGAAUCAAAAUCAUUCAAUACCGGUUAAAUUUCGUGCCCGAGAAUUGAUAACAACAACAAUAAUGAUGAUAUCAGUUUUUAUACCAUUAUUGAUAUCAUAUUUAUUUGUUAUACCAUCAUGUUCAUUAUAUUAUGAACAAUAUUUUUUUGAUAAUUAUUUAACAUUUACCAGGAAUUUAACCAUCAUUACUUCCAAUAAUUCAAUAUUUUCACAGUUUGGCAGUAAUUAGCUUCUUUUUUUUUGCCAUUACCAUUGACCGUCAAUAGAUGGCGUCAAAAUACAUUGAAUC
Messenger RNA from Dermatophagoides pteronyssinus (European house dust mite), 1938 nucleotides. RefSeq names its product alkylglycerol monooxygenase-like. Lineage: Eukaryota; Metazoa; Arthropoda; Arachnida; Sarcoptiformes; Pyroglyphidae. Gene Ontology annotation, cellular component: endoplasmic reticulum. Gene Ontology annotation, biological process: lipid biosynthetic process. The record is from RefSeq and is a predicted model, not a curated record. Gene Ontology annotation, molecular function: glyceryl-ether monooxygenase activity; iron ion binding.